Molecule: messenger RNA, 2211 nt
Organism: Punica granatum (pomegranate)
Lineage: Eukaryota; Viridiplantae; Streptophyta; Magnoliopsida; Myrtales; Lythraceae
Source: RefSeq, a predicted model, not a curated record
AUUAGAAGUCAGCUUCAAGUCUCUGCCGUAGUUUCAUUUCCUUUGCUUUGCUUUCCUUUCGUUUCAUUUUAUAAGGUAUAGUGCGUGAUCUCUUCUGUUUCCUCUCCUCCCUCCGAUCUCGAGCCCCAAGGAGGAGAAGAAGAAGAAGAAGAAGAUGGUCUUCAAGUACCAUUCCUUCAUUCUCGGGGACGACGACGAACUCAACAGGGCUCGUCCAGGCUCCCCUCCAGCCUUCUUCUCUCUGCUUUCACCUGAUUCUCCCCGCGUCUGUGGUAAUUGCAUCCCUGGCGUUGCAGCUGGGGCGGCCACAUCUGGAGCUCUGGCAGUGACCGCUCACCAGUCCUCUGUCCCCGUUAUGCUCACCCGAGAACGGCUUCAUCAGCAGCACGUCAGAAAAAGAAAAAGUGAGACGGAAGGGUGGUCUCUCUCUUUAUCAACCCACCUAUCUUUUAUGGGGAUUUGUUUGGGCUUUACAGACACUACCCCUAGCGAUCUUAACGAAGUUGGUGCCUCUGAACCAACGAGAAAUAUAACGAUGGUCAACGCAUCCCCUGAGAAUGCCAUUACCAGGCACAUCUCACCACUUCCAAACCUGCCGCAGUUCACACUUGCCGAACUGAAGGGUGCGACUAAGAAUUUUGGAUCAGACUCAUUGCUUGGUGAGGGCGGGUUCGGGCAAGUCUUCAAGGGCAGGAUCAAUGACAAGCCCUCGUCAAAGACCCGGAAGGGCAGUGGAACACCAGUCGCAGUCAAGAGAAUGAACUCUGACGGCUUUCAAGGGAUUGAAGAGUGGCUGGCAGAAGUAAAUUUCCUUGGACGGCUCUCUCACCCGAACCUGGUGAAGUUGUUGGGUUAUUGCAUUGAGGACGGAGAGCUGCUUCUGGUCUACGAGUUAAUGCAGAAACACAGCUUAGAUAUGCAUCUGUUUCGAAAUAAGUUUCUCGGAUUCUUGUUAAAAAUACAAGUUUCGCUUCCAUGGGACAUAAGGUUUAAGAUAGUGAUAGGAAUGGCCAAAGGGCUGGCAUUCCUGCUUACGUCAGAAAUGCAAGUGAUACAUAGAGACAUUAAGACCUCCAACAUAUUACUUGAUGGGUUUUACAAUGCCAAGAUCUCAGACUUCGGCUUGGCAAAGACUAGCCCUUCAGAAAGCAAGUCUCAUGUCACAACGAGAGUAAUGGGAACUUACGGCUUUGCAGAUCCUGAAUACGUCUCCACUGGGCAUCUGUAUGUUAAGAGCGAUGUGUACGGGUUUGGUGUUGUGCUGGUCGAGAUACUGACUGGUCUCCGUGCUAUUGAUCCUCGCCGGCCCAGAGGCCAGGAAAUUCUGGUAGAUUGGAUGAAGCCUUUUCUGACCAACAAGCGAAAGCUGAAGAGCUGCAUGGAUUCCCGUCUCGAGGGGAAGUAUCCUCAUUUGGCUGUGUACAAGAUAGCGCAGCUUGCUCUUAACUGCCUCGCCCUCGAGCCCAACUGCCGUCCUUCCAUGGAAAAGGUGGUAAAAACUCUGGAGGAGCUUGAAUCUUCCCAUCCCAAGAUGACAACGGAGCCCAAGUUCCGUCCAACAUGUCUAGGUCCUUAGAAGCCCCGUCAGCAAUAUCUGCACUAUCGAUUUCCUCUCCACCUGAUGUAGAAUGGGGGUACAGCCAUACCAUUUCAAGGUUCACCCAAAAUGCGAUAACUAUAGAACAAGAAACUAAAGCAGGUAACUUGACGGGGAAGCCAUGCGGUGAAUUCAGUCCAAUUGCUAUGCCGAAGCAUUGAGAACCCUGAAAUAUACUAUGAUCAUAUGCCUUUCGGAUCAAUCAAAGAUCCAAAUUCUUUAUUGCGUGAUUUGUUGAAAGUAAGAAUGAUUUUUUAGGUCUGGUGGGGAGGAACAGUUACCAUUUUGCCAGUGUAUAAGGAAUUUGGAUCUGUUUCACGUUUGCAGCAUAUCAUCAUGCCGACAUGUUUAUACACAUCUUCUGUUCUCUCGUUACAUUUUUGCUGCCGGUGCUGUCUUGUCAAUGCCGGAUCAUUCAAUUUCUUCAUCAUCAAGAAACAAUUGUGGUUCGCUAGCUGUAUUCAAUGGCACUUCUGGUAGUGUUGCUGUCCCUCGUGAUUGGAAAAAUGAUGAAUUUGAUUAUGUCUUGAAAUAGAAGAAGUCAUCAGUGGAGCUAUUUACUAGAAGUUCUGUUGUCUCUUUUAAGUAUGUAAUUUGGUGAUUUGGAGUUGAUG